Molecule: messenger RNA, 2116 nt
Organism: Scatophagus argus
Lineage: Eukaryota; Metazoa; Chordata; Actinopteri; Scatophagidae
Gene: slc35g1
Product: solute carrier family 35 member G1
Exons: 5
Coding region: 377-1633 (418 amino acids)
Biological process (GO): calcium ion export across plasma membrane; regulation of cytosolic calcium ion concentration
Cellular component (GO): endoplasmic reticulum membrane; plasma membrane
Source: RefSeq, a predicted model, not a curated record
AUGACGUCCAUCUUUAGUCGAAUUAUGAGCUACGCAGUUUUAAUGCUUGGCCCAGUUGUAAACAUGUAGACUAUACUGAUGCAGUUCAUAAAGCCAGCUCAAAUAUGUGUAAACUGACUUUUGGUUGGUUCAAAUCACUAAGGCCUUCCUCCACAAUGGGCGUAAACGGUUGGGUAAUGUUUUAGUUAUCCAGCAGAUUUGGUUUGGGUUCAGUUCUGCCCUCCUGUGGGUAAAGUAACCACCGCAUGGGAGUUUGUAUCCUGCCAUCAAGGUUAGUCAUUAACCUUGUCUUCUCAGUCACUCAGGGCACUAAAGAAAGGGGACAGUAAGUCUACUCAGUCCAAGGCAUGCUGUCGCUCAGCCGUCACAUCUUACCAUGGGCGACCGUAACCACACCACACACGACCGGACUUUAUCUGUAGAGGACGACAUUACUGUAGUGUUUCACAAAGUUGACAGCCAUGGCAUAAACAGCGGGGGCGACCACGACGAGCAUGAUGAACGGACAGCAGAGAGGAUUCACUUGAAAAGCAGCUGUCGUGUGUCGUGUCGUGAUGAUGAUGAUGAUGAUGAUGGUGACGAUGAUGCUCAGGAGACGGAGGAGGCGAGAGGAAGCGAAAAUUCACGGGAAAGCAUGACGAAGAAAAGGCUUUGCCCGUCGGCGUUUUGCGUCAGAGGCAAGCCCGCAGCCCAGGAAGAAAGCGCACAUGAAGAGAAACCAAAGAGAUGUCCAGGUCUUGGUUUGUUCUAUGCUUUUUUGUCCACAGUUUUCUUCUCCAUAAUAACCCUCUUGGUGAAAACCAUCCAGGGAAUCCACGCCAUAGAGAUCAGCGCCAUACGCUGCUUCUUCCAGAUGCUCUUUACUGUGCCGUUUCUCAUCUACCACAAGACGGGUUUCCUUGGUCCCAGAGAUAAACGUAUAUAUUUGGUGCUUCGGGGUUUCAUUGGUUCCAACGCCAUGAUCCUGCUCUACUAUGCUGUUCAGCAGAUGCCACUAGCAGAUGCCACCGUCAUCAUGUUCAGUAAUCCAGUCUUUACUUCCCUCCUGGCCUGGAUCUUCCUGAAGGAGAAAUGCACAAUCUGGGACUGUGUCUUCAUGGUUUUCACCCUCGCCGGAGUCAUCCUCAUUGCUCGGCCACCAUUCAUCUUUGGCAAGCAUCUGGGUGGCAUCGAGGGCGACUACAAGAACCACAUCAAGGGGACCAUUGCUUCCUUUGCAGGAGCUAUUGCUGCUGCUUUUACAUUUGUUGUCCUUCGCAAGAUUGGGAAGAGCGCCCAUUAUUACCUCUCUGUCUGGUACUACGCUGUCAUCGGUUUCAUCGAGUGUGUCAUCACUGUAUCCGUCCUUGGGGAAUGGAAACUCCCAUUCUGUGGCCGCGAUCGCUGGAUGCUGGUAUUGAUUGCUGUCCUAGGUAUCGCCGGCCAGUCCUUCCUCACAAAGGCCCUACAGAUUGAGAAGGCCGGACCCGUGGCCCUAAUGAGGACCGUCGAUGUGGUGCUGGCGUUCAUCUUCCAGUUCAUUUUCUUUAACCGUGCACCAACCUUGUGGAGCCUCGGAGGGGCACUGUGUAUAGUGGCGAGCACUAGUGGAGUAGCAUUUAGGAAGUGGUACAGCAACUCUCGCAAGAGCUGAGAUGGGGAAGCAAAUCAACGUAGAAUACGCUGAUGCUACUAUUUAUUACUUUUUCACUAUAAAAUGUUCUUAGCUUAUUCUGUAUUUUACUUGUUAUUUAACCUCUGAGGAGGUUUGAGCUUGUUGCAGAGUUGAAAGCAGAAAUACAGAAUAUAAAAGAAAGAAUAUAUUAUAAAAGAAUAUAUUUAUACAUGUUGAUUCCUAAGAGUCAACCUGUGUAAUUUUUUUUGUUAUGGACUCAUUUUAUGUAAAUGAAAGGAAAUGAAGUGAAACACACCCAGGAGCUUGUGUUUAGCUAACUAAUGGAGAUUUUCUAUUUUCUCCUCAAUAAAAAAUGUGUGUGGCGUAAAUGGGGCUGAAAGUUGACGUUCCACAUAGUGUAGCAGUUUGAUGAAGAACCUCCUCAGUCUCAUGUUUUUUAGGAAGAGAUUUACUGCACUGAGACCAAUCAUACUUUAUCACAUAACAGCAUUGUGAGCAAAA